AAUAAACGGGAAUAAACGCCGCGACUCGUAUGCCGUUGAAAUUUUUGAUUCUUUGACAACACAAUUCGUCAAUUCCAGCAAGCAGCCUUUAAAUUCCUCACGUUCCCCUAGGAAUCAGCAAAAUUGCCAUUACGCAAUUACCAUAUCUCUUUUUCUCCGUCUAUCUAUAACCAAAUUGUUGACAAUAAUAUCCUAGAGAAUCGAUCUAAUCAUUAUUGCAAGAUUAGAGCAAUCGCAUUUCAUAAUCAAAUCAACAGCCUCCAAAGCACAUAUUUUCUGCCAGAAUCUGUUAUUUUUUGUUUCUGGGUUCAAUUUCUCAAUUCGAUUCGAAGAGUUCUUUGAAAGAUCAUAAUUUUCGAAUGGCCGCAUAUGCGGCAACUUGGCGCUUGGCACAAUUAAGAACUUGGUCCUGCAGAACCCACUUGUUUGGUGCGAACAGGUUCGAAGCCAGACCCAUUUCGGAGCUAGCCAAAUCUAAUGGCAAACGCCUCUUUCUGGUCGACACAUUAGCCCUUGUGAGGAGAUUAGAGGCACAAGGAGUGCCAUCAAAGCAAGCGGAGGCUAUUACGUCCGCGAUGACUGAAGUGCUCAAUGAUAGCUUAGAAAACGUGUCUUAUUCCUUUGUUUCUAAAGGCGAGAUGCAAAAGAAUGAGAUGACUCAGGAAGCCAAUUUGUCCAAAUUCAAAUCUGAAGUUAAAAGCUCUCAGGAUCACCAUUUUUCUCUGUUACAACACGAGACUGAAAAACUCAAGAGCGAUAUAGAAAAAAUGCGCAGUGAGUUGAGAUAUGAAAUGGACAAAGUCACAGCUGGGCAGCGUUUGGAUCUUAAUCUUGAAAGGGGGAGAAUUCGGGACGAGUUGUCCAAUCAAAAUCAAGAAACUACUAACCUGACUAACAAACUCGACCGAGAAAUUCAUGCAUUGCGGGCUCAGUUGGAAGCUGCAAAAUAUGACGUGAUAAAAUACUGCAUAGGUACCCUUGCCUCUGUAUCUGCUGUUGGUCUAGCUGUGAUCCGAAUCCUGAUGUAAGUUUGCACUACAAAGUAAUUCCAAUUUUUGGAGGAAUUAUAUUGAUUAUCAUGUUCAAACUUCCUUAGAUAUUAAUGGAAAAGAAGAAAGGUAGAACUUCCUUCUACAUAGUAACAUUCAAAGCAACAUUGUAAUGUCUUGAUCUUUCAUUCCGUCAUAGUAGUAGCCGUAGGUGUAUUCUUUUUUGAACUUUGUGGUUGGCUUGUAAUCAAGUACUUGAUUAAUGCUGAUGGCUAAAUCCUGAUAUUUUAAGUAAAUUCAAGGAUUUUUCUAGUUAA
Messenger RNA from Olea europaea var. sylvestris, 1306 nucleotides. Its product is annotated as protein FMP32, mitochondrial-like. The transcript is spliced from 7 exons. Lineage: Eukaryota; Viridiplantae; Streptophyta; Magnoliopsida; Lamiales; Oleaceae. The record is from RefSeq and is a predicted model, not a curated record. Gene Ontology annotation, cellular component: mitochondrion. Bases 360 to 1028 code for a protein of 222 amino acids.